AUGAUUCCCUUCAACAACUGUAUUGAAAAAUUGACUGAAUUUUUUGACGGAAAAAAUGAAAAAAUUAGUUCUUUUUUAUUGCAUGAAUCGCCAAAACGUCGAAGAUUGUUUGCUAUUUUUGAGAAUUUUAUUCAAUUGGAGUGGCAUCAAAAUAAAUUUACUUGGUUAAAACAUCCAUUAAUUUGCAGAAUUUCCUCAGAAAUUUUCAAUUUUGCUGGAGAAAUUCAAUUUACAAAUGAAAAAGUUUGGUUUGCCGGUUCUUCAAAUGUUCAAAUAUUUAAUCUUGCUCCAAAUUUAUCAAUUCAUUCAUCAUUUGAUAGUCCAAAAUCUGUUGAAAAUACUCGGUCAAAUUCAAUUAUUUAUUUUUCUAUUGGAAUUAUUUUAAUUGGAUUGGCAGAAGAAGAAAUUAUUUUUUCUAAUAUUUCUAAAGAACAAAUUAAUAUAUUCUUUAACCGAUUGGAGUUAUUAUUUUCGUCAUCACCCAAUAUUUUUGUUUAUUUUUUGAUGGAAAACGAUGAACGUUGUUUACUUACAUUUAUAGCAAUAAUGAAGUUACAUUCAUCAGAACAAAACAAAAUAUUACUUCCAAAAAUGUUAGAUCCAGAAUUGAUUUUUAUUGUUAUUAUUGACUGGGCAUAUUCUGAACCUGAACUUUGUUUUCUUUUAUUGAAAUCAUUUACUCAAUAUUUUUCAAAAUUUAAUUUUCAACAAUUUGAAAUUACCUUUCAAAGAUUGAAAGAUCACUAUUUACAACAGUCAUCAAAUCUUUUACUUCAUCGUAUUCAAGAAUCUCCCUCCUCUUAUUUAAAUAACAAUUUAACUAAUUUCAAGUUUGAUAUUGAAGAAUUGCAUGGGGAAAAAUUAAUUUCUAAACAAAUUAUUAUUUCUACUCAACCAAAAUAUUCUAUUUUGGAGAAAUCAGAAGAUGACUUUGAAUUACAAUAUAAUUUUGAGACAUUCCAAAAUUCUUUCCUUUCGUUUUGUGAAGAAUUAAUAAUUAAAUUAGAACAGUUGGGGAGAGCGUUAAAUUUCCCAUCAGAAAAAAUUUGUCAAAAUUUGUUUUCAAUUAAAUCAAUCAUUUUAAAUGAAAAUGAAUAA
This is a messenger RNA of Meloidogyne enterolobii, 1098 nucleotides long. Lineage: Eukaryota; Metazoa; Nematoda; Chromadorea; Rhabditida; Meloidogynidae. The record is from the annotation of a GenBank genome assembly.